This is a messenger RNA of Pisolithus orientalis, 822 nucleotides long. Its product is annotated as glutathione S-transferase-like protein. Lineage: Eukaryota; Fungi; Basidiomycota; Agaricomycetes; Boletales; Pisolithaceae. Gene Ontology annotation, molecular function: glutathione transferase activity; glutathione binding. Gene Ontology annotation, cellular component: cytoplasm. The record is from RefSeq and is a predicted model, not a curated record. Bases 59 to 655 code for a protein of 198 amino acids. The transcript has 6 exons.
GGGGGGGGGGGGACGUGGGGGUUUAUGUACAACAGAUAGUUGCCUUCUAUCCGCCACCAUGGUCAUCAGAAUCUACGGGCACGCCGUCGCUCCCACCGUCAGGCUCGUCGCUGAGGUUUGCAAUGAAAAGGAAAUACAAUACAAGCUCGUGCCCGUAGCAGUAUACAAGGGCGAGCACAAAACACCUGCAUUCAAGCAGUUCCAGCCCUUCGGUCAGGUUCCUUAUAUCGAUGAUGAUGGCUUCAUAUUGUAUGAAUCUCGAGCGAUCUGCCGAUACCUUGCAAAGAAAUAUGAAGGGCAAGGUACACCUACUCUCAUCCCCAAGGAUGCCAAGGGGGAGGCUCUAUUCGAACAGGCGGCGUCGAUCGAAGCGUUCAAUUUCUAUCCCUUCGCCUCUGGUCUUGCCUUUGAGAAGAUCAUCAAGAAACACCAAGGUAUGGAGACGGACGAGGUCAAGGUGAAGGUCAUCCUAGGAGAGCAGCCGUACUUGGCCGGGGAGGACGUUACGUUAGCUGAUCUAUUCCACUUGCCCUAUGGGACGAUCGCUAUAGAGGAGCUUGGUUAUAACGUGCUCGAGAACAGACCGAAUGUGGCAAGGUGGUGGAAAGCGAUUUCGUCGCGACAGGCUUGGCAGGAUGUGAAGAAUGGAGCAUAGAAGUCAAUAUGUGUAUACGUUCAAGUGACUGACGGCGUAGAUGUCCCGUAGUAAUUUGGCAAUGCUUCUGUAACGGUAUAGGAUGUAAUACUUCGGCCGUGGUUUCCUGAAAUGGAAGGUGGUCACAUGCCCUUCUCCGUCCUACUAAUCAUCAUUAGUAACUAAUA